AUGGACCAAUCAAGGCACAGAGUUGUAUACUCACUUUAGCAUUGUGUUUGUUUACAACUUCACGAUGUCGGAAUACGGCAAAGUAAAAAUCGGAAAAUUGAAACUCAAAGGGGAGAAGAGUCGCAAAAAGCACAAGUCCAAGAAAAGAAAAGCAGAGGAGGGUGACGGUGGAAGCAGCGGCACCAGCGCUCCUGAAUUGGACAAGGCCGAUCAUGGAGGCUGGUGGUCCAUUGCAGCUCUUCAUCAGAUCAGUGGAAGUGUAGCUGUACAGCUUGGUAGCACUCCAAUAUAUGUAAGAGCUUUAGACAAUGGUUUAUUCACGGCUGGAGCUCCACAUGACCAAGGUGAUGGACCAUCCCCUGAAGAAGUGCUGACAGCAGUACCAGCAGGAGAUGACCGAAUUGCCUUCAAAUCCGGGUACAAUAAGUAUCUUGGUGUUGAUGGAGCUGGACGUGUGGUGGGGCGAGCAGAUGCCAUUGGCCCUCGGGAAAUGUGGCAGCCUGUCUUCCAGGAAGGGAAAACAGCAUUACUUGCAGCAAAUGACUGUUUCUUGGGCCUAGACGAUGACGAUAAUGUUGUAGCUGUCAGUACUACUGCAGGAUCAGACCAGAUGGUGAACAUCCGCUCCAGUACUCUUAGGGAAUGUGACAAACCCAAAGAAAUUCCUGAAGAAGAACGUGGAAAGCUGCUUGAUGUUGAGGUCAAUUAUGUGAAGAAGUUCCAGAAAUUCCAAGACAAACGCUUGAAAAUUAACAAGGAAGGUGUGGCUGAACUGCGCUCUGCACGUACUGAGGGCAAACUGCAUGAAACUCUCCUGGAUCGCAGACAGAAGAUGAAGGCUGACAGAUACUGCAAAUAAGAAUUAUAUAGGGAACUUGAAGGACUUUUAUGUUUACAUUAGAAGUACUGGCAGGAUUUAAUGCCAAAAUUAUUAGAAAUUAUAUAUGAGCUCCUUUUUUGUACACUAAGAAGAAAUACAAUAACAGUCAAAGUACAAGAGAUCUACAGUUUGUUUUAUGACAAAUGUCAGUUAUUAAUGAUGUAAUUCAAUAUAUAACUUUUAUGUAUGUAUUUCAAUAAAAAUAAUUCUUUUAAUAA
Molecule: messenger RNA, 1098 nt
Organism: Penaeus chinensis
Lineage: Eukaryota; Metazoa; Arthropoda; Malacostraca; Decapoda; Penaeidae
Gene: FRG1
Product: protein FRG1-like
Exons: 6
Coding region: 65-859 (264 amino acids)
Cellular component (GO): striated muscle dense body; nucleolus; catalytic step 2 spliceosome
Molecular function (GO): actin filament binding
Source: RefSeq, a predicted model, not a curated record